Messenger RNA from Gigantopelta aegis, 1058 nucleotides. RefSeq names its product rRNA N6-adenosine-methyltransferase METTL5-like. NCBI's taxonomy places the organism in Eukaryota, Metazoa, Mollusca, Gastropoda, Neomphalida, Peltospiridae. The record is from RefSeq and is a predicted model, not a curated record. Bases 87 to 752 code for a protein of 221 amino acids. The transcript is spliced from 6 exons. Gene Ontology annotation, biological process: rRNA methylation. Gene Ontology annotation, molecular function: rRNA (adenine-N6-)-methyltransferase activity; nucleic acid binding.
AUUUCCAAGAUGUCUGCGCCCAAUAUUGACAUGCAGAAAUAAAAAGUUAAAACGAAGAGGAUAAAAGCCACAGCGUGAAAUUUAAAAUGUCCAGGAGACAAAUGCGCCUGAAGACACUGGAGGGUUACCUUCAAGAAGUAGAUGUAUUUGAUAAACCCAAGUUCCAGCUGGAACAGUACCCAACAACUCCACACAUUGCAGCCCAAAUACUGCACGACAUCCAUAUGAAAUAUGAUGAUAUACAGGACAAGUGCAUUGCCGAUCUUGGGGUUGGUUGUGGCGUUCUCAGUAUUGGUUGUUCCAUGCUUGGAUGUGGUUUUGUUCUUGGUGUGGACAUUGAUUCAGCCGCAAUCUCAAGAUGUCAAGAGAAUCUGUCUCAGUUUGAAAUUACGAACAUUGACCUCCUACAACAAGAUGUGACAUCAUUACUUUGUGAGGGAAGUCAUUUACAAAAAGCCUUUGACACUGUAAUAAUGAACCCUCCAUUUGGAACAAAGAAUACACAAGGAAUAGAUAUGAUUUUCCUGAAGACUGCUCUGGCUAUGGCACACACGUCGGUGUACUCUCUCCACAAGACUUCCACACGGAGGCAUAUAAUAAAGCAAGCCGGCGACUGGGGAGCCGAAACAGAGGUGGUAGCCGAGUUGAGGUUUGAUCUAGCCAACACAAUGAAGUCUCACAAAAAGAAGACCAUGGACAUUGCAGUUGAUUUUAUUAGGUUUACUCACAAAAACCAGUCUGCAACAUCUUGACACGACUCAUAUUUUCAUGGAUUUUAAGGUUGCAUAGACAAAAACUAUGGCAAGGGAUUAAAGGACUAAAAAAUCAAGGGUGGAAUUUAAGAACUUUCUCGACAACAAAAUGAAACAUGGAUCACUACAUAUUACAUUUUGACAGACUCAUAUUCAUGACUACAAGUCAUCAAUAGCCAUAUAUUUUGAGCUUGCUGUUUUGUCAUUGGCUAAAAUUUCAGCCAUUGUUAUUUAUCUUUCUUAAAGCUGCACGCCCUAGUUCCAUCCAGCGAAAAUAAAUUAUAAUUUGGUUAAUCUACAAACCUG